This is a messenger RNA of [Candida] anglica, 1739 nucleotides long. The record is from the annotation of a GenBank genome assembly. NCBI's taxonomy places the organism in Eukaryota, Fungi, Ascomycota, Pichiomycetes, Serinales, Debaryomycetaceae.
CCCCACUUUCGUUAAAUAAAACCAACUUCUUCAUUCAUUUAUAGUAGGUACUAUGUUGUCUUCCGUUGUUUACUCAUUACUCGCUACCGCUUUGCUCGGUAAGGCUGUAGAAGCCACUCAAGUCGCCGCCUACUGGGGACAAAACUCUGGUGGUGACCAAGGUAGAUUACAAGAAUACUGUGACUCCAACACUGCUGAUAUUAUCAUCUUGUCAUUCUUGAACGACUUCCCAGAAGACUUGAAUGUCAACUUCUCCAACCAAUGUGGUGCUACUUUCCCAAGUGGUUUAUUGCACUGUUCUGCCAUUGGUGAAGAUAUCACUUACUGUCAAAAGCAAGGUAAGAAGGUUGUCUUGUCUCUUGGUGGCCAUGAAGGUAAGUACGGUGUUUCUGAAGGUAGCUCUCAAGACCUCGCAACCACCUUGUGGAACAAGUUUGGUGCUGGUUCUGACAGCGAAAGACCAUUCGAUGGUGCUGUUGUCGAUGGUUUCGACUUGGAUUUGGAACACGGUGACCACUCUGGUCUUGUCACCUUGAGUAACUCCUUGCGUGCCAAGUACUCUGAAGAUGCUUCCAAGAAGUACCUUUUGACUGCUUCUCCUCAAUGUGUUUUCCCAGACGCUAAUGUUGGUGACGCUCUUGCUAAAGCUGACAUUGACUACACCUUUGUUCAAUUCUACAACAACGAUUGUGCCUUGGACCAACAAUUCAACUGGAACUCAUGGUCUAACUUUGUUAACACCACCUCUCCAAACAAGAACAACAAGAUCUUUGUUGGUUUGCCAGGCUCCCCAGCUUCUGCUGGUUCUGGUUACGUCAGCACUGACGUUGUUGAAAAGACUGUCGAUGCUAUCAGAUGUGACCCUAACUUUGGUGGUAUUUCUCUUUGGGAUGCCUCUUCUGCUUGGGCCAACACUGUUGGCGGUAAGAGUUACGCCGCUCAAAUUAAGAAUAUUUUGAGCUCUGCCAAGGCUUGUACUGCUCCAGAUUCACCACACAAGGCUGACCCAGUUCCAGUUCCAGCUAAGUCUUCUUCCGCUACCCCAUUAUACUCUAACUCUACUACCUCUGCUGCCCCAGCCGCCACUACUGCCCCAACUACCAUUACUGCUACUGAUAUCCAAACUACCGUGAUCACUAUCACCUCUUGUAGCGACCACAAGUGUACCAAGGUCCCAGUUACCACUGGUUUGACCACUGUCACUGAAAAUGAAACUAUCUACACUACUUACUGUCCAUUGUCUACUGAUUCCAUCGUUACUGAAACUGAUGCUUCUACCACAGUUGUUACCAUUACUUCUUGUGAAGACAACAAGUGUACCGAGGUCCCAGUCACCACUGGUUUGACCACUAUUACUGAAAAUGAAACCAUUUACACCACUUACUGUCCAAUUGAAACUGGCGCUACUUCUUCCGUCGCUCCAUCUUCUUCUUCUGUUGUUGCUCCAUCUUCUUCCUCUAUUGUUGCUCCACCUUCUUCCUCUAUUGUUGCUCCAUCUUCUAUUGAAUCUGUUGCCUCUUCCGUUGAAGUUGCUCCAACUACUUUCCCAGUCGCUUACACCACUGUGUCCACCAGCACUUUGUAUAACACCGUUACAAUUGCUCCAAACAACAGUACCAACAACGGUACCCAACCACAGGUUAGCAGUAACUCUGAAGGUAUGGCCGUCUCUAUCCAAAGCUCUAUUGCCUUGGUUAUGUUGAGCAUUCUUGCCGCCAUGUUCUAAAUUUAAAAUUCUG